This is a messenger RNA of Rubroshorea leprosula, 899 nucleotides long. The record is from the annotation of a GenBank genome assembly. Lineage: Eukaryota; Viridiplantae; Streptophyta; Magnoliopsida; Malvales; Dipterocarpaceae.
AUGCUUUAUUUCAAAAAGGCAGUCUGGUGGUGCUCCUCCACUUGAAAUAUGCUUUUGACUUGAGUUUCAACAAAGGUGAGAAGACUCUAGUCUUCCCUGCUAGAUUUAAGAUGAAGCAUCUGAAGAAAUUUACUUAGCCAUGGACUCUUUGCAGCUCCCUGCUUUGUGGUGGUUGUGCUUCAAUAACAGCCCUCGCCUUAUUUUUAUCAAUUUUCAGACCAUGUUCACACACAAGGUAACCAAAACAGUUACCAACAGAAACCAAAUGCACACUUCAAUGAAUUCAUUUUCAGAUUGUGCAUCCUCAUCCAUGGUCUCCUCACCCAUUCAAAGGCUAGCCUUAAAUAUAGACCUCCAUGAAACAACCAAUCAUAUCAUGAAAUUGAAGGACUAGAACGUCUUAAAAAACCUGGUGAAGUAUUAUGAGUGCUCAGAUACAUAAAGAAAAACGAAAAAAAAAAAAAUACAGAAAUUAUAAAGAACGAUGGUGUGCACCGGAAGGCCAACCAUACGUUUUUGACAUCCAUGGAAGCCAUUGAAUCUGCUACAAUAUCUACAAGUACUCAAUAGGGAAACCAAUGACGGGACUGAUCUCUGAUGCUAACGAGCGUAGCUCAUUGACCUCGUCACCAGUAAGUCUCCAUCCCAGUGCACCUGCAAAUUCCUUAGCUUGCUCGGCAUUUUUGGCUCCUGGGAUUGGCACAACAUUCUCUUGGGCUAUUAACCAGUUGAGAACCACCUAUAAAAGCAUCUCAAUUCUUGUAGAACCUUGGCACCACUAGCUUAACAUAAAUUAUGAUGCAUGCAUACAUGUAAUCUGAUGAAUGCCUGCUUCAAGUAUAUUAUCUAGAAACUGAAUCAAUGGUGUAUAAAACUUCUAAUAAGUACAAAUUGGGUAA